Messenger RNA from Oryzias melastigma (Indian medaka), 2026 nucleotides. RefSeq names its product fibrinogen-like 1 (gene fgl1). NCBI's taxonomy places the organism in Eukaryota, Metazoa, Chordata, Actinopteri, Beloniformes, Adrianichthyidae. Bases 622 to 1575 code for a protein of 317 amino acids. The record is from RefSeq and is a predicted model, not a curated record. Gene Ontology annotation, biological process: regulation of immune response; negative regulation of T cell activation. The transcript has 7 exons.
UCAGUUACUUAUUUUAAAACAUCUUUUAAAAUAAUAUUUGACAUAUAAUUCAGUCUCUGCCACCUAUUCCAUUAGAAAUUAGCAAUAAACUAAAAUUUUCUCAGCAGAGGGUUAAUGUCAUCCAUUCUAAAAAGCCAUUUUUUUUUAAUUAUUCCAGUAAAAAAGUGGCAUCUGAAUGAUUUAUUCAACCCUUUCUAAUGUCCUUUGAAGAAAAUAGUAUCCAGUUUUUCUUACUUUAACAUUUUGCAGAUUAAAACAUUAAUUUCUGCAAAUCAAUGACAGGAGUGCAUGAGUUUCGUAAGGGCUUUUGAGAUGACUGGCUGAGAAGCACAAAUCAUUGAAACUAUUCCAGAAAAACUUCUGUUUAUUGUUUCACAUUGUUACCAUGGUCAUAAAAUGUUUGAACGUGCUUUUGUUCUGGACUCUCCCGGAAUAUUUUGAGUAUUUUACGACCGUAGAGAAUCAAGAAUUUCUUAAGAUUCUGCUCGUCUCCACCUUUGAUUUCUCUCACAUGCGGGAGAAAACGAAGAGUUGCUCCUGGGCAAAAACUAAGCAGAUAAAAGCUGACGAAAAGGAAUUGAAAUCUUUAAUUAGUUCUACGCCGUUAGUAUCUCAAAGAGGAUGAGGAUGAGAGCCCCUUUUGUGUCGCUGAUCAUAGGACUGAUCGUCAUCACAGAUUGCAUUCAGUCUUUAUCUGCGUUUGAGAGCUGCCAUCAAGAAUUAUCCCGCCUGCAGAAACAGGAGAAUCUUCUGAAGAGCCAACUUCAAAAGCAAGAGCUACUCCUACACAGAUUACAGCUGCAAAACCAACCUGGCAACGUGAACAAAGACAGAGUCGACCAGAUCCAGGACACAGAGCUCGCAGACUGCUCACAGAUUUUCAGCUCUGGGUUCAAACUCAGUGGCCUGUACAGAAUCCGACCCAAAGGAAGCCCCGGACCCAUCACAGGGUUUUGUGAUAUGACUGAUGGAGGGGGUUGGACUGUCCUACAACGGAGGAUCAAUGGAACGGAGACAUUUAACAGGUCCUGGGCAGAGUAUAAGAAGGGAUUUGGAGACAUGGUUGGAGAAUUUUGGCUUGGAAAUGACAAUCUGCAUUACAUCACAGCACAAGGAAAUUACACUUUGAGGAUCAACUUAGAAGACUUUGAUGGACACCAGCGAGUCGCUGAUUACGACAGCUUCAAAGUUGCAAAUGAAAAGGAACUCUACCAACUUUCCUUUGGAGUUUAUACAGGCACAGCUGGAGAUGCCUUGUCUGGAAGUCAUCAGGUUGGUGUGUCGGAGUGGGCCAGCCAUCAGGGCAUGAACUUCAGCACCUAUGACCAAGACAACGACAACUACAAAGGCAACUGUGCACAAGAAGACAAAGGAGGCUGGUGGUUCAACAAAUGCCACUCUGCCCAUCUCAAUGGCCUGUACUACCCCAGUGGGUACUACAGUGCUGCAACUGAUGACGGGGUUGUUUGGUACACUUGGAAAGGAUGGUGGUAUUCAUUGAAGACCAGCAUCAUGAAGUUGAGACCCACUGACUUUAAAACUGAUCAUGACCCCAAUGCAGUUCCUCAGGCCUAAAUUGAACCUAUGUCUCAUGAGGAAGAAACAGUUCAGAACUUGGUAAGGUAAUUGUAUGAUGUAACUCUGUCACACAAAUAACAAUUUCAGCUUAAUUUUCCCUAAAUGUUAUAAUUACUUAUUCUGUGCUGAUAGACUGCUCAGACUUUGUCUGGUGGGAGAAAAGUGAUAGAAUCGAAGCAGAUUGUUUUGUAACUAUUAUUCAAACUGUUAACACUUGUAUUUAGCUUUCAAAAAAAACAUAAAUUAUCCGUAUUUGCAGACAAAGCAGCAUUCCCACAGAGCAGAAAAUAUUAGGUCAGUGUAGUAAACAGAGUCACGAUUAAAAGGUCGAAUUAAAGACCCACUCCAGAGAAAAUUGUGUUUUUAACAUGUUCUGGUGACAUUUUUCUGAUGAUGGAGGACAAAUAUUAAGAAAAUUAAGCUCAAAAAUGCAUUUCUGAGAAUUUAU